This is a messenger RNA of Parastagonospora nodorum SN15, 1167 nucleotides long. RefSeq lists its product as hypothetical. The coding region runs from base 1 to 1167 and encodes 388 amino acids. Lineage: Eukaryota; Fungi; Ascomycota; Dothideomycetes; Pleosporales; Phaeosphaeriaceae. The transcript has a single exon. The record is from RefSeq and is a predicted model, not a curated record.
AUGGACGCGCCUGAGGCUUCUAUCAUUUGGAAGACCAUCAUCUUCACCAUCGUCACGGUCAUCAUGUCGGCUAUUGUUCCCAUCGACCUUACCGCAUUUGCGACGGAUGCGAGCUACUUGAACAGCUUCGUGCCCACCAAUGUGUCGAAUCCCACGGUCAUCAAUCUAUUGGCGUAUAACAAUGACUUUUACAACGUCCUGGGCCACAAUGCCACAGCACGUCAACUCUACAACCUCGACUGGCAAGCCUUCCACGAAGCCGGGAUUUACAACAAGGAAACAAACAAACUAUACAUCACCAGCAACUGGGCGGGUUCGUUGGAAAACCCAAUUAAUGUGACAAUCUUGGACCUCGACCCAGCAGCAAACUAUUCUUACACCACAACUCGUUAUUCCGCCCUCGCUGAACCAAAUGGUGGCACUUCCUACUUCCCCCCGGGAACAUCUUCCAACUCUUCCACGCCCCCACGACACUUGUACGCCGACGAAGGCGACUUCACUCAGCCCUCGGCUCUCGUGUCUGUCGACCCCGUGACCGGUGCCUCCCAGAAAAUCCUGACAAACUAUCUCGGCCGCAACUUCAGCAGCAUAAACGACGUGCGCCAGCAUGCUGAGACGGGCGACAUUUGGUUCACGGACGCUGACUAUGGAUACCUCCAAUUUUUCCGCCCAGUGCCUACAAUCCCAAAGCAAGUGUAUCGAUUCACCCCGAGCACUGGUGAAAUUAGUGUUGUUGCCGACGGCUUCGUCCAGAGCAAUGGACUUGAAUUCAGCCCGGAUCAUAAAAUACUCUAUGUGUCUGACACCGGCGCGGCUGGCGGCCCUCUUCUUGGCACGAACCUCACGCGCCCAGCGACCAUCUAUGCCUACGAUGUCGUGGCGCAGAAAUCACUCGCCAAUCGACGUGUUUUUGCUUAUGCCGAUAAUGGCUAUCCGGAUGGCAUGCACGCCGACACCGAGGGCAAUUUGUGGGCUGGUUGCGGCGAUGGUGUUCAUGUGUGGAACAGCAAUGGCACUCUUCUGGGGAAAAUAUGGAACGGGGUCGAGACGAACAACUUCGCAUUCUUGCCUGGCAAAGUAUUGGUGUUUAGUAAUGCACAAUUGUGGGUUGUGGAUAACCUCAAGGCGGUGGGGAGGGAGGUCUGUAAGGAUUUUGGUGUUUGCUAG